AUGGAGCGCCAAUACCUCACCUUAGCGCUGCUGCUGCUCGCGGUCACCAUCUCGACGUCCGCCGUGACCACAACGAAACACGGCACGCUCAUUAUCAGCAACGCCGACCGCAGCCUGACGGUCGACAAUUACACCAUCCACGGCAAGACCAUCGUCGACAACGAAACCAAAGCCAUCGUCAAGCCAAAGAAAAACCCCGACGGCUCGCUCACGGUGGAGGGCAAGUACACGUGGUACCCGAACGGGACCAUCGUCGCGCCUGGUGUGACUAUAGCGGUCGCCGGUAAGGCCAGCUACGUGCAAAUCGCGAAGACGAAGCUGUUCGGCAUUGACGGCGUCGCCCGGGACGCCACGACAAACAAUGUGAUCCCGUGGAUUGAGGACGACGCCGCGAAGACGUUCACUGCUGGCGACAUCACGGGCUGGUCGAACGGCACGUUCCUCGGUUCUAACGGCGUCGUGCUGCGAACGCGCCUCAGAUUCAAGCCAUCGAACGGCACCCGCGGCGGCGGGAGCACAGCCUCACCGCCACCGCCCAAGCCUGCUGCCAUGAUGCGUUCUGUGCCUUUGUUCUUCAUUGUGUUGGAUAUAUCUGCUGCUCUCGUUUCACACAGCUUUCAUUUCAUCCCGUUUCCUCUCUCCUGUUUCCCUGUUUCCGCCCCCUUUCUUUCUUCCCAGGCAGCCGCGUGCCCAUGUCCCUGA
Molecule: messenger RNA, 702 nt
Organism: Closterium sp. NIES-65
Lineage: Eukaryota; Viridiplantae; Streptophyta; Zygnematophyceae; Desmidiales; Closteriaceae
Source: the annotation of a GenBank genome assembly